CGCACUCCUGCCCUGUCUCGGCAGGGCCUGGGGGGGCCAUGUCCCUCAUCCCAUGGCUUCGGUGGAAUGAAGGCCCCCCGCGGCCGUCAUCCCGGAGGCCGGCUGAGAUGGUGCUGGACACGCUCAUGAUGGAGCUGGCGGGGCAGAUGCGAGAGGCGGAGAGGCAGCAAUGGGAGCGCAGCAAUGCGGUCAGGAAGAUCUGCACCGGGGUGGACUACAGCUGGCUGGCCAGCACACCCCGGCCCACCUACGACCUCAGCCCUGGCGAGCGGCUGCAGCUGGAGGACGUCUGUGCCAAGAUCCACCCGUCCUACUGCGGGCCCGCCAUCCUCAGGUUCCGGCAGCUGCUGGCCGAGCAGGAGCCCGAGGUGCGGGAGGUGUCCCAGCUCUUCCGCUCGGUGCUGCAGGAGGUCCUGGACAGAAUGAAGCAGGAGGAGGAGGCCCGCAAGCUGACGCGCCAGUGGAGCCUGCGGCCCCGCGGCAACCUGGCGCUGGCCACCUUCAAGACCCGCGCGCGCAUCUCUCCCUUCACCAGCGACAUCCGGACCAUCUCGGAGGACGUGGAGCGGGACACGCCGCCGCCGCUCCGGACCUGGAGCCUGCCCGAGUUCCGGGCGCCCAAAGAGGACUGACCCGUGCCCUACCCUGCCCGGGAGCCGAGAACACCUGCGGGAGGGCAUGAUAGGCCGGUGACCGGGUCCGAGUCCUGGAGCCUCCCCACCUGCCCUCGACAAGGGGCCCAAGAGGUGGCCCCGUCCCAAGACAGCCCUGUAAGAUGCAGCAACCCUCUGGCCCACACUCUGCCACCAGCCACACGGCUCAGGGUCAGGGCUUGGAGCCGCAGCGGGUCCCCCUCCCUCCCUGGCGAAAGUGGAAAGUCGGCUGCAGCGUCCCCUUCCCUGCCUCGCAGAGAUUCAGGGUUUUGGCAGACAGACCCCGGCCCCAUCUGUCCGGAAGGGGAAGAGUUACCCUUUUUGCCAAGACCUGGGUUCACACCCCCAAUUCAAGGAUGUCCUACUCACCCCCUCACCCUGGGUAAUGUGGGACUUGUUGGGUGAUGUCCAUUCUUUGCUGUGACUGGCUGGUCUCUCCGCUGCAGAUAGGUCACAGCCCCAUGGUCAGGCAGAGCUGAAAGGGACCACAAAGGCCAAUAGGUCCACUGUCC
Messenger RNA from Panthera uncia (snow leopard), 1165 nucleotides. It is a transcript of the gene RD3, whose product is annotated as RD3 regulator of GUCY2D. The transcript has 2 exons. The coding region runs from base 39 to 632 and encodes 197 amino acids. Lineage: Eukaryota; Metazoa; Chordata; Mammalia; Carnivora; Felidae. The record is from RefSeq and is a predicted model, not a curated record.